ACGACUACAUCAUCUCAGGUAUUUUUAGAUUAAGUAAGCCUAAAUUCACUGGAAGGUUUAUGUUUAGUCAGUGAAGUUUUGCGUUGCUUUCAAUUUGGGUAAAGGGGCUUAUCAUUUUUAACACUUAGGCCUAUAUUUUUGAUCAGAACCAAUAUUUCAUCUGUCCGUUUCUCAAGCAGUUUGUUCAUCGAACACUGACGUGGUGUCUUGACUGUUAUGUGAAGCAAGAUGCCAAAAAGGAACCCUGUAUAGCACAUAAGGUAGACACUGGGAGGGCCAAGCUGAGCGUCUGCUCUUUGACUUGAACAUUUUAACCAGCUGAACAGAUGAGACUUGGACAAGGCAGUGUCCAUCAUGUGCAGCAUUGAUCCCAGCCUCUGAGCUCUCGGCGAGCUCUCCCCUCAGGACUAAAGAUCACGGUGGUGUUACCAGUUAUUCCUCGGUGUGUCAAUCAUGAACUCCAUUAAGUGUGUUCUGGUAGGGGACAGCGCAGUCGGGAAGACUGCUCUACUUGUUCGCUUCACCUCUGAGACUUUUCCAGAAAUGUAUAAACCCACCAUUUAUGACAACACAGGAGUAGAGGUGUUCAUGGAUGGUGUGCAGAUCAGCUUGGGAUUGUGGGAUACGGCUGGAAAUGACACCUUUCGGCAUGUUCGGCCUAUGUCCUACCAACAGGCAGACGUGGUCCUUAUUUGUUACUCAGUGGCCAAACCGCCAUCUUUUGCUAGUGUGCGGCAGAAGUGGAUAGCGGAGGUUCGAGAGCAUCUUCCUCGUGUCCCAGUGCUUGUAGUGGCCACACAGACAGACCAGCGUGAGAUGGGCCCUCACCGGGGUAGUUGUUACUCCGCAGCAGAUGGGAAGCGGCUGGCCCAGGAGAUCCGAGCCAGGGGCUACCUGGAGUGCUCUGCGCUUAGCAACCGUGGUGUCCAGCAGGUGUUUGAGUGUGCUGUGAGGACAGCAGUCAACCAGUCCAAGAAGCGCUCGCGCCGCCGCCUCUUCAGCUUUGACCUCUGCAAGACUUCGUAACCCUGACUUGUUGGCGUACCUCAUUAAGAUGUCACUCUCAAACACGAGCAUGCACAGAGCUAUGCUCAGAGCUUUCCAGUUGUAUGUUUAUAGACACUAAAUCAAUUGAUCUUCAUAUGAACGUGAAGAACAAGUUUUACUGAGAAGAAAAAUGAGCCUAAAUGCUUAUGGUUCACUUUUGAACUCCCCAAUGUUGUCAUGUCUGUUUCACCAGUGAAACUCCCUCUCAAGACUGACUUUGUGUUCUUGGAGAGUGAUUGAUUAAAAUUCAUCAGAUGAAUUGUUUAAAUCAAUCUAUGAAAAUACAGCAACUCAAAUUAAACUUCCAUUUUCAGAGCAUAGUUUAUGUGAAAUACUCAUAGAUUGAUUCCCCACACAGAGUUUAAACAGGAUAAAAUGGCAUUUAAAUGAAAACAACAAAAUCAACAACAGAAAUGUAAUCAAUGGACUGUAAAUGUAAUCAAUGGAUCUGUUUUCGGUUAUUUUAUCAAAAAAUUAAAUAUAAUGUUACGGAAGGAGAAUGGACUUGAAAAUGGACCAAAGUAUUAAAAUAUUCCUGUUUUCGUGAAAGCACUAUAUGAUUUUUAGAAAUAUAUGUCUUUUGGAGUUAAAUGAUUGCUCACCUGAAUAAACAGAGUAAUUAUUUCACUGA
Molecule: messenger RNA, 1678 nt
Organism: Alosa alosa (allis shad)
Lineage: Eukaryota; Metazoa; Chordata; Actinopteri; Clupeiformes; Clupeidae
Gene: rhoh
Product: ras homolog family member H
Exons: 2
Coding region: 454-1026 (190 amino acids)
Biological process (GO): small GTPase-mediated signal transduction
Molecular function (GO): GTPase activity; GTP binding
Source: RefSeq, a predicted model, not a curated record